AAACCAAUAGAUGAUUCCAUGGCAGUUGGCAGUCCUGACAGCAAGCUGGCCCUGAUAGAUACGGAAGUGAGGAAGGGUGGGAGUUAUCUAUCUUCUCUGUUUUACAGACUACUUCAGCUUCUGCUGUUGCCAAUGCCUCAGCAACCACUGAAAGUUCAGAUAUCACCCUUCCUGUAACUAAUCAAACCAAGGAAGAGAUCUACAAAAUAGUGGUGGUGGUUCCAGCUAGAAAUUUUCACUCACAAUGGUGCAUGUUUCAAAUAGCAGUAUCCAGGGUAUGAACAUACUUUUCUCCUCCUGGGCCGUAGUCUUAACAGUGAUGGGAAUCACCUUAGAUAAAUGGGUUGAAUUGAUUUCAGAAGAUGAAAGAGCCAAGAUGAACCACAGUCCAUGGAUGAUGUGUUGCCCUGCUUUUUGGCCAGAAGGUGACCUGAAAGUGGUCAGGAUUAUGAUGAUGUCGAGCCUUGGCCUUUCCUUCCUACUUAACUUAAUCCUGGGUAUGAAAUUCACCUAUCUGAUUCCUCAAAAUAAAUAUAUACAACUCUUCACUACCAUCCUCGGUUUCUUCUCAGGUAUCUUUCUGCUCUGGGCACUCAUACUAUAUCACAAUAAGCUGAAGCAAGGUCAAUCCAUGCACUUCUCUAGUUAUAGGAUCACCUGGAUCAUGUAUACUGCUUACUUAAAUGUUUUCUUCUUGUCUGUCUGUGGAAUCCUCUCUCUCCUAGAGUGCAAGUUGUCUACCAGUAGCUGUACCUGCCUGAACAUCCAUAAAUCUGACAACGAAUGUAAGGAAUCUGAGAAUUCUAUCGAAGAUAUUUCAUUACCAGAACGCACUGCAAUGCCUCGUAGCAUUGUCCGUGCACACACUGUGAAUUCCCUAAACAAAAAAGUCCAAACACAUCGCGUAACCUGGGCUCUGUGAUUUGGCAAUCUAUUUCUUGCAGUAUAUGCUCAUCUUUAUGGAAAAAGCUUUGUGGGUGUGUGCUGUGUCUCCAACCAUGUUGUCUCUAUUUGGAAUUAUGGCUGGGGUUUGUAAAAAGAUCUGGAAGAUGGUUUUUUAAAAAAUCCUGGCCUGCUGAACAAAUAGUUUCUUCUGCAACAUUUGUUGUUAAUAUAAUAAAUAUUAUCAUAUAAAUAA
Molecule: messenger RNA, 1138 nt
Organism: Gorilla gorilla gorilla (western lowland gorilla)
Lineage: Eukaryota; Metazoa; Chordata; Mammalia; Primates; Hominidae
Gene: TMEM225
Product: transmembrane protein 225
Exons: 4
Coding region: 245-922 (225 amino acids)
Biological process (GO): negative regulation of phosphatase activity
Source: RefSeq, a predicted model, not a curated record